AUGUUGAAGAAAUUCGACAAGAAGGACGAGGAGUCGAGUGGAGGCUCCAACCCCUAGCACCUGGAGAAGAGUGCAGUACUCCAAGAGGCUGGGGACCUUAAUGAAACUCCUAUCAACCCUCGGAAAUGUACCCACAUCCUCACCAAGAUCCUUUGCCGCAUAAACCAGGGGCAGCACCUGGGGACCACAGAAGCAACCGAGGCUUUCUUUGCCAUGACGAAGCUCUUUCAGUCCAAUGAUCCCACACUCCGCCGCAUGUGCUACUUGACCAUCAAGGAGAUGUCCUGCAUUGCAGAGGAUGUCAUCAUUAUUAUCAGCAGCCUGACAAAAGACAUGACCGGGAAGGAAGAUAAUUACGGUGGCCCUGCGGUGCGAGCCCUCUGCCAGAUCACUGACAGCACCAUGCUGCAGGCUGUUGAGCGCUACAUGAAACAAGCGAUUGUGGACAAGGUACCCAGCGUCUCCAGCUGUGCCCUCGUGUCUUUCCUGCAUCUACUGAAAUGCAGCUUCUAUGUGGUCAAGCGUUGGGUGAACGAGGCCCGGGAGGCGGCGUCCAGUGAUAACAUCAUGGUCCAGUACCACGCGCCAGGACUGCUAUACCGUGUGCGGAAGAAUGACCACCCGGCUGUGAGCAAGAUGGUCAGUAGGUUCACCCUGCACGGCAAGUCCCCCUUCGCCUACUGCAUGGUGAUCCGAGCGGCCAGCAAGCAACUGGAGGAAGAUGGCAACCGCGACAGCCCACUGUUUGACUUCAUUGAGAGCUGCCUGCGUAACAAGCUUGAAAUGGUCGUGUAUGAAGCCGUCUCAGCCCUCGUCAACCUGCCCAGCCGCAGUGCUAAAGAGCUGGCCACUGCUGUAUGUGCUCUCCGCUAUGCUGCUGUCCGCACCAUCAAUAAGGUGGCCAUGAAGCACCUAUCGGCAGUGACCGCCUGCAACCUGGAUCUGGAAAACCUGGUCGCAGACUCCAACCGCAGCAUUGCCACAUUGGCCAUCAUCACCCUCCUUACGACCGGGAGUGAGAGCAGCAUGGACCGCCUUAUGAAGCAGAUUUCUUCCUUCCUGUCGGAGAUCUCAGAUGAGUUCAAGGUGGUGGUUGUCCAGGCCAUCAGUAUCCUCGCAAACAUGCCAAGGGAAGAGGGGGGCUUGGAGUAGCGCGCCACCGUGGACUGCAUCGGCAGCAGCAGAGAGAACUCAGAGAGCAAGGAGACGGGACUGCCGCACCCGUGCGAGUUCACUGUGCAGGCAUUGUUGGGCCAGGAGGGGCCCAAGACCAACAACCCCUCCAAGUACAUUCGUUUUGUCUACAGCCAUGCGGUCUUGCAACAUGAAGAGGUUCGCGCAUGUGCAGUGAGUGCUCUGGCCAAGUCUGGAGCCCAGAACGAAGAGAUGUUACCAAGCAUCUUGGUGUUGCUGGAAAGGUGUGUGACCGACGACGGCAACAAAGUGAGAGACAGAGCUACCUUCUGCCUGAGUGUCCUGGGGCAGAAGCAGAAGGCCCUCAACGCAGGUUACAUACUAAAUGGUCUCACUGUGUCUAUUCCAGGUCUGGAGAGAGCCCUGCAGCAGUACACAUUAGAACCAUCGGAAAAGCCAUUUGACCACAAGUCUGUGCCUCUUGCCACCACCCCUAUGGCAGAGCAGAGACCAGAAAGCACUGCCACUGCAACGGUCAAACAGCCAGAGAAAGUGGCAGCCACUCGGCAGGAGAUCUUCCAGGAGCAGUUAGCGGCGGUGCUUGAGUUCCAGGGGCUCGGGGCCCUCUUCAAGUCCUCACCUGAGCCAGUGGCCCUCACCGAGUCAGAGACCGAGUAUGUCAUCCGAUGCACCAAACACACCUUCUCUGAUCACUUGGUGUUUCAGUUUGACUGCACAAACACCCUCAAUGACCAGACCCUGGAGAAUGUCACAGUGCAGAUGGAGCCCACCGAGGCAUAUGAAGUACUCUCCUACGUCCCUGCCCGGAAUUUGCCCUACAACCAGCCUGGGACCUGAUACACACUAGUGGCUCUGCCCAAGGAAGACCCUAGAGCUGUGGCCUGCAUGUUGAGCUGGGUGAUAAAGUUCACCAUUAAGGACCGUGACCCCAACACUGGAGAGACUGAUGACGAGGGCUACGGGGAUGAGGAUGUGCUGGAGGACUAUGGACGUACUAUGGCUGAUCACAUCCAGAAAGUCAUGAAAGUGAACUUUGAAGCAGCCUGGGAAGAGGUUGGGGAUGAGUAUGAGAAGGAGGAAACAUUCAUCCUGUCUACCGUCAAGACACUUGAAGAUAUGACAAAUGGUAUUUUGUUAAAAAAUGUCUUACAUUUAAAAAAAAAUCUAUAA
Molecule: messenger RNA, 2325 nt
Organism: Arvicola amphibius (Eurasian water vole)
Lineage: Eukaryota; Metazoa; Chordata; Mammalia; Rodentia; Cricetidae
Product: coatomer subunit gamma-1-like
Biological process (GO): endoplasmic reticulum to Golgi vesicle-mediated transport; intra-Golgi vesicle-mediated transport; protein secretion
Cellular component (GO): endoplasmic reticulum; Golgi membrane; endoplasmic reticulum-Golgi intermediate compartment
Molecular function (GO): structural molecule activity
Source: RefSeq, a predicted model, not a curated record